This is a messenger RNA of Myxocyprinus asiaticus (Chinese sucker), 6960 nucleotides long. RefSeq names its product synapsin-3-like. Bases 109 to 1731 code for a protein of 540 amino acids. Gene Ontology annotation, molecular function: ATP binding. Gene Ontology annotation, biological process: neurotransmitter secretion. The transcript has 15 exons. Gene Ontology annotation, cellular component: synaptic vesicle membrane; synaptic vesicle. NCBI's taxonomy places the organism in Eukaryota, Metazoa, Chordata, Actinopteri, Cypriniformes, Catostomidae. The record is from RefSeq and is a predicted model, not a curated record.
GUCGGUGUGGCACGAGCACAGACGCUUCUGAGAGAAAAACAGCAUUCACCUGCCGUUGGAGACUGGAUAGCUCACACUCCAUUUCAUGGAUUAAUCACCAGCUUCAUCAUGAAUUACCUGCGCAGGCGUCUGUCAGACAGCAGUUUUGUAGCUAAUCUGCCCAACGGCUACAUGAUGGACCUGCAGAGAUCGUCCAGUUCCACCAGCUCGCCGGCCUCACCAGCUACAGAGCGCCGGCAGCUGCCCGCCCAACAGAACCAACCAGCUCAACUGCCCCAGCAGAACCAGCAGGCCCCGCCCCGGACCGCAACGUCUGGAGGAGGGUUCCUCAGCUCGUUCUCCAGCGUGGUGAAAACGGCUCAGAUCGCCAGCGCAGUUCAAGCUAAAGCAUCUGCACACGCUGAGGCUGCGGCGGCCGCUGCAUCAGCCGCUCCGGCUAAACCCGCCGUACACAAACCCAAAGUCCUGCUGGUCAUCGACGAUCCUCAUACAGACUGGUCAAAGUACUUCAGAGGAAGGAAGCUGAAUGGAGAAUAUGAGAUCCGUGUGGAGCAGGCAGAGUUUUCCGAGAUCAAUCUGGCGUCAUAUGUGAAUUCUGGCUGUACGGUGGACAUGCUGGUGAAUAGAGGAGGAACUAAAGUCAUCAGAUCAUUCAAGCCAGAUUUUGUACUGAUUCGGCAGCACGCCUACAGCAUGACCCCGGGAGAAGAUUUCAGGAAUCUGGUGAUCGGUCUGCAUUAUGGCGCCGUUCCCAGUGUUAACUCGCUCUUCUCCAUUUACAACUUCUGCAGCAAACCCUGGGUGUUCUCUCACAUGAUCAAACUCUACGAGACGCUCGGUCCUGAGAAUUUCCCUCUCAACGAGCAAACGUUCUUCCCAAACCACACACAGAUGCUGCCCACGGCAACAUUCCCAGUGGUGGUGAAGAUGGGACACGCCCAUGCCGGCAUGGGAAAGAUAAAGGUGGAGAGCGCUAAUGAUUUUCAGGACAUCACCAGUGUGGUCGCAAUAGCUAAAACAUACGCAACCGCCGAACCCUUCGUGGACUCCAAGUACGACAUCCGGAUCCAGAAAAUUGGCAAUAACUACAAAGCAUACAUGAGAACAUCUAUCUCAGGAAACUGGAAGGCAAAUACAGGUUCUGCAAUGCUGGAACAGAUUGCUAUGACAGACAGGUAUCGUGUGUGGGUCGACUCGUGCUCGGAGAUGUUUGGAGGUCUGGAAAUUUGUGCUGUUAAAGCGGUCCACGGCAAAGAUGGCAAAGACUACAUUAUAGAGGUGAUGGACAGCUCGAUGCCUCUGAUUGGUGAACAUGUGGAGGAGGACCGACAGCUCAUCUGUGAUCUGGUCAUCAGUAAAAUGGCGUUUGCUCUGCUGGGGGUCACGAUACCACAGACGUCAACCAGCAAGACUCAGUCUGGACCGCAGACGACACAACCCAGACGAGCAGCAGGUGGUCCUCGUUCUGCUUCUGGUUCUCCAUCUCAGUCGGGUCAGGCGUCACCACAGCGGGCUCGAUCUGCCACUACCUCACCCAGUCAGGCCUUCCAGCCCGGUCCAAUCCCGUCAUCCGGAUCCGCCUCACAGAAACAAGCCCCACAGCUCAAUAAGUCGCAGUCACUGACGAACACAUUCAGCGAGACGCUGCGCGGCAACAUCACAGACGACGAGGCCAAAGCUGAAACCAUCCGCAGUCUGCGCCAGUCUUUCGCCAGCCUCUUCUCUGACUAACACACACACUUAGAAACAUAUACACAAUCACACACACUCAUAAUACACACACAGGUGUUGGUGUGACGGUCACACACAUUCAGACAGCAGCAGAAUACGGUUGUCAGUCCUGUUUUUUAGUGAUAAAUAAGGUUGUGUUCACACACAGUUCAGUUAUAAACAAUAACGACAAACUGAUAUUUUCAGGACUCAUAAUCGUAUUUGCGGUAAACUCGUUCUGUGUGAACUAGGGGUUGUAUAGACUACUCAACUAGAACUAAUGUAGUACUGUAUAACAUAUUAAUUAUGUCUAUUUCUUUCGAUCCAUUCACAUACAAUACAAUGUCGGGAUGACGUCACGACUAGUUGAAUUCUGACUGUUAAAAAUCAGUAGUCGUGCAACCCCUUGUGUGAACAGAACCAGACUGGACAACUAGUUACCUGUCACGUCAAACAGUGCAAGAGCCACUCUCCCUGAACACACACACUUAUCUCACUUAUCUCUGUGUGUGUUGUGUUUUUUCAUGUGGUGUUCUAGUAAUUGUGAGAAAUGAGUUGUGUGUAGGGUUGCCACCCAUCCAGGAUUUUCCAGGAUCAUCCUGGUUUUUGGCCAUGUGUCCUGUAAAAAUGUAAUUCCAUUCCGUGAUGCAAAAGGUCCCAGAAUUUCAGCAUUUUCCCGACACGUUCACACAUAUGAAUCCUUGUUUAUAAGCACACUAUGCAAGGAGGAGAAUCAAACACAUUCUCAUAUGAAUCAUAAGAAAGUCUGACCCUUGGUAAAUAUGAGAAAAGAAGGCUGUGAAAAAUAUAUCCUUAUUGUUUAUCCUUUUAAUCUUUCAUUCAAAAUAUUCACAAAAAUAUUCACAGAGGUGCACGCUGGUGGACUCUCCUCUUCAGUUCACCCAACAGGUGUUCUAUGGGGUUCAGGUCAGGGGACUGGGUUGGCCAUGGCAGAACCUUGAUUUUGUGGUCAGUGAACCAUUUUUGUGUUGAUUUUGAUGUUUGUUUUGGAUCAUUGUCCUGUUGGAAGAUCCAACCAGGGCCCAUUGUAUGCUUCAUUGAGGCAGUCAGGUUUUGAUUUUUUAUCUGUUGGUAUAUGAUAGAGUCCAUGAUGCCAUGUAUCCGAACAAGAUGUCCAGGACCUCUGGCAGAAAAACAGCCCCACAACAUUAAAGACCGUGGGCAUUGGGUGGUACUUCAUAUUUCUGUGCACCAUACCCAUCUCUGGUGUUUGCUGUUUCAUCUGACCAUAGAACCCGGUCGCAUUUGAAGUUCCAGUAGUGUCUGUCAAACUGAAGAUGCUUGAGUUUGUUGUUGGAUGAGAGCAGAGGCUUUUUUUCUUGAAACCCUCCCAAACAGCUUGUGGUGAUGUAGGUGACGUCUGAUUGUAGUUUUGGAGACAUUCUGACCCCAAGACCCAACUAAUUUCUGCAAUUCUCCAGCUGUGAUCCUUGGAGAUUCUUUGGCCACUUGAACUAUCCUCCUUACCGUAUGUGGAGACAAUAUAGACACACGUCCUCUUCCAGGCCGAUUCUUAAGAUCUCCAGUUGAUUGGCACUUCUUAAUUAUUGCCCUGAUGGUGGAAAUGGGCAUUUUCAAUGCUUUGGUUAUUUUCUUAUAGCCACUUCCCAUUUUUUGAAGCUCAACAACCUUUUGCCGCACAUCAGAACUAUAUUCUUUAGUCUAACCCACUGUGAUUGAUUAAGGGAAUUUGGCGUGUUUGUUCCUCAUAUUUAUACCCCUGUGAAACAGGAAGUCAUGGAUGAACAAUUUCAUGUUCCUAGUCACCCAGGUGCACUAAAACAUUUAAAAUAUUAAUGGGAAUAUACUUCAGAUAUAUUUUACUCAUUAGAAUUUCUAGGGGUGCCAAUAAUUGUGGCCAACGUGUUUUGGAGAAAAAUAUUUAUUUAAUAAUGAGAGAUUUCCUCUCUUUCAGUUGUUUUAUUCAGUUAAAGGUUAGAUUUCUGUGAAUAUUUUGAAUGAAAGACCAAAAGGAUAAACAAUAAAGACAUAUAUUUUUCACAGCCGCCUUUGCUCAUAUUUAUUAAGGGUGCCAAUAUUUUUGGCCACCAGUGUAAUGCUUUAAUGUUCAGUAAAACAUGUACAAAAAAGGAUCAUCUUUCCUUUUACUGUAAGAUCUCUUAUAGGUUCAUAAUGCCCAACAUUUCUAAAAUUUAAAAAAGGGAGAAAAAAGGCUAUUUUUAAGAUUUACACAUUUCAAUUUCAUAACAAAAAUUCCAUCAAACUGAAUUGUGUGAUCUGUAACCAAAUUAAAUGACAUUUUACUUCAUUUUGUUAAAGAUUACUCAUUUCAAUUUGAUGGAAAAUCUUGAAAAUAUUUUUCUGAGGGAAUGUUUAUGUGCAUUUAUUUGAUUUCCUUUGGUGUAAGUGUAUGAAUGUUUUUUAUACUUUAUAUAUUAUUUUAUACUUACUACGUAUAUAUUUAUACAUUUUAAAACAUUUUAAUUGUUCGGUGUGAACCAGAAAACUGCUUUGGGCCAGAAUAAGUAAAUAAUAUGUUAAACUUACAUUACACAAUACAUAAAAUUAUUAUUAUUUUAUUUUAUGUUUUUACACAUUUCUAUUUCAUAACAAAAUUCCAUCAAAUUGAAUUGAGUAAUCUUAAAAGUCAAAAUAAAAUAAAAUAAAUAAAUAUUUAAAAUUGUAUUUAAUUUAGUUAAAUUGCACAAUUAUUUUGUGUAUUUUGUUAUGAAAGUGAAAUGCUUAUCUUAAAAGUAGGCUAAAAUAUUUUGCAUUAAUGAGUGCAUUGAUGUUAAGGUUUGAGUGCAGUAAUUUCCAUAUCAAACAAGGAAUAAACAAUCAUAAAUAAUGUUUUAUUUCUUGCAUGACGUUUUUCAGUCAUUGAUCAGGUGUACAGGUGUACAGGGCCAAGUUGGCAACCCUACCUGUGUGUCAUCCACUGUUUGUGGUCGGAGUGUGACUCAAUGCUGCGCUUUACACUUGGUUCAAAAUAAAAAAAAGCAUUUGAAGCUGCUGUUGCCUAAAUAAGAUUUAACAACUUGUGUGAAUAAAAAAGGGGUUUUGACUUCAGUUAUUGCUUCACACAGACAGCAUGUAAACACAACAGUUCAAGAGUCACACCUGUUAGUGAGCACACAAACACAACCUCGGUUUAGUUUCCGGACGUCAUCAUUUUCCAAAGUAUGUGGUAAUGGAGAAGGAUUUUGAAGCCCUCUGUUUUUGGUGGAGGAAAAACAUCAUUCCAGUGUGGAUGAGAGGUGUAAACGUAGCGAUUAAUGUGUUUUCAAACAAAAACAAGUACACAUUUUAACCAGUUUAUUAGAAGAUUAUAAACACUGAUCUUGUUUGGCUUCGAGAAGUGUGAUGCAUCAAUAUCCGAGUUUGUUUAGCUGAUCAUAUCUGAUUUACUCUAAUGCAAACGUGUAUCGACCAGCAAUAUUCCCCUGUAGGAAUAUAAACUCUGCUGUUCUGAUGAAAGAGUCUCGUCUUCCAUCAUAAAUGGAUAAAUGGAAAUCUUCCCUUUAUUAACAGUAAUGAUGAUGUGCUUGAGUUCUGUCUGUUCUUCUACAAUCGUCUUUUGGCUGAUUUACACCUUACGCUAAAAGAGACCUUACAUCUUCGUAAAGAAUAAAAAGUGCAUUUGCAUUUAUGAUUAAGCAAUGUGGGUCAUUAGAGAAAAACAUCCUGUUUGUCUUGAUGUACUGGAAUGAAAAACAACAUUUAAAUGAGCUUAACACUUUAUAAAAAAUACUAAUAGAUGGACUCUUACAUAAAGUAAGAUUAUGUUCAUGAUUAAUAUUCUAAACUCAGUAUUUCAUGUUGGUCUGUUUGGUUUGAUUAAUAUUGUACAGUAUCGGAGAGUUGAUCGUGUUGAAUCUUUCGUUCACGUUCGGAUUGUUGAAAUGGACCAAAUUCUGGACGUGUUCUGUGCCGUUUUAUUGACUUGCUGUUUGAUUUGUGAAAUGCACAGAAUGAUGUGCAAUGAAGCCAUACAAAAAAUGUGUUUAAAAUCAAAUGAAUCCUGUACAGCUUUAUGUGUACUGUUUUCUUUCCAAUGCCAUUGUUCGCGUGUGUAAGGUGAUGUUUUAGUUGUGAUGAUGUAAAUAAUGUGGCUGAAUUCUGUGGACUGUCGUGCCUCCUAAAAAUUAUUUAUCAAACAUAUACAAGUCAUUGUGAUGCUUAAACUUCAAUUAUUUAUUUAUGGAAUUAUUUACAGUAAUGCCAACAAAUAAUAAUAAAAAAAGCAUAUAUGUACUGUUGACGUAAUCAAGAGCAUUUGCAUGAAUUUUGAAAGAUAUUUCCAUUCGAGGGACUGCUAAGAAUCAUCCAAAUUAAAGUGUCUACCUCACACCUGGAAAUAAAUAUGCAUAAACAUGCAAACUUACUGUAUUUAUGAGAGCGGAUGAACACAUUAUAAAAACCUGCACCAUCUCUGUGCACACAUAGAAAAAAAAAGCAUUCAAAUUGAAAUAUGGAAACAAGUCAAUUAGUUUAAAGGUGCUGAAAGUGAUUUUUUUUUCAUGGAAAAGUAUGUAAAAAAACGUCCUUCUCCCUGAAUGAUAUUAAUGUAAUAAGUGUCGUGAGAUAUCUCACCGGUCUCUGUGACAGUUCUACAUUCUGUAAACAUCAAACAAAAAUGUGUCCGCGGUCUGUGACGCUUUCUGCCUGUCAAUCAUUUUGCACGUUCUCAUUGUAUUGUAGCUGCAGCAAAUUAUUGAGGCUUAAUGCCAUUUUUAUGCCAUGUUGCUCAUAACAGUUGUCAGUAGAGGGCGCUAUUUUGCUGCUGUUGUUCUUGUCAAAUGUUUCUGCACGAUCUCGGUCUCAAUAAAGCUCAUUUGUUAUAUUUGGAGGGCGGGGUUUUGGAAAGAGGAGGCGUGGCUAAUUCAACAGCUCAGUUUCGUCGAAGUAGAACGGCUGAAAUCACUUACACCAACUUUAAGUGAAUCAAAGCCAGCUAAUAUUGAUAAUAAAGCAAUGUCAUAUCCUGAAUGAUGAUAUAUAUAUAUAUAACACACACACACACACACACACACACAGAUGUUCUCUGAAAUAAUGCAGUGAGGGGUUUUACUGCAGUAAAUGUGGCAUGUCUCUUCUGUAGUGUUUGUGUUUGUCUAAAAACAGAUCAUGUGUAUCUCACGGCUUCAUCAAAGAUGUGUGUCUAAAUGUACACAAGCUCUUUAUUUUCACUUUCUAUUGACUUUUUGUUUAUAUUUUUGUUCUCUGAUUAUUGGAAAUGUGAUUAAAACUGAACGUGUUUAAUAUAAA